This is a messenger RNA of Mesocricetus auratus (golden hamster), 6002 nucleotides long. RefSeq names its product hepatic and glial cell adhesion molecule (gene Hepacam). The transcript is spliced from 8 exons. Lineage: Eukaryota; Metazoa; Chordata; Mammalia; Rodentia; Cricetidae. The record is from RefSeq and is a predicted model, not a curated record. The coding region runs from base 385 to 1752 and encodes 455 amino acids.
AGGAGGAGUGUGAGGUGGAGCCAUGUAGGUUGGGUCACUGAGCCCGGAUCUUCGUCUGCGUGGGAGUGGGGCUUCUUGCAGACAAGCCAAGAACCGCUGGACCACCAGAGCCCAGUGCGAUGGAACAUGCAGUGGAGAUUAUCAUGCCAUGGAGAUACCCCUGUCCAAACUAGGGGGGCGAAGGACUUGGAAACUAGAAAAUGCUAGAUCUGAGCGAAGCGAGACAAGAGAACAAGGCCAGCAACACACAGAGCUCUGUGUAUUCAGAGGGAAGUUGGCAGGGUUGUGCCCGGGCAGAGAAACUCCGAGUGGUACAAAGAGACGUGCCCGGAGUGGAGAAAUCAUGCUAAUUUUCUGCACCAGAGCUGGAGAACGCCACCCAAAAUGAAGAGAGAAAGGGGAGCCCUGUCCAGAGCCUCCAGGGCCCUGCGCCUCGCUCCUUUUGUCUACCUGCUUCUCAUCAAGCCAGUCCCCCUGGAGGGGGUGAACAUCACCAGCCCAGUACGUCUGAUCCAUGGCACGGUGGGGAAGUCUGCUCUGCUCUCUGUGCAGUACAGUAGCACCAGCAGCGACAAGCCUGUGGUGAAGUGGCAGCUGAAGCGUGACAAGCCGGUGACGGUGGUGCAGUCUAUAGGCACAGAGGUCAUUGGCACUCUGAGGCCCGACUAUAGAGACCGGAUCCGGCUCUUCGAAAAUGGCUCCUUGCUUCUCAGCGACCUGCAGCUGGCAGAUGAGGGAACCUACGAAGUGGAGAUCUCCAUCACUGAUGAUACCUUCACAGGGGAGAAGACCAUCAACCUCACCGUAGAUGUGCCCAUUUCAAGGCCACAGGUGUUAGUGGCUUCAACCACUGUGCUGGAGCUCAGCGAGGCCUUCACCCUCAACUGCUCCCAUGAGAACGGAACCAAACCGAGCUACACCUGGCUGAAGGAUGGCAAACCCCUCCUCAACGACUCCCGAAUGCUCCUUUCCCCUGACCAAAAGGUGCUCACCAUCACCCGAGUGCUCAUGGAGGACGAUGACCUGUACAGCUGUGUGGUGGAGAACCCUAUCAGCCAGGUCCGAAGCUUGCCUGUCAAGAUCACCGUGUAUAGAAGAAGCUCCCUCUAUAUCAUCUUGUCUACGGGAGGCAUCUUCCUCCUUGUGACCCUGGUGACAGUCUGUGCCUGCUGGAAACCCUCCAAAAAAUCUAGGAAGAAGAGGAAGUUGGAGAAGCAAAACUCUUUGGAAUACAUGGAUCAGAACGAUGACCGCCUGAAAUCAGAAGCAGACACCUUACCGCGAAGCGGAGAACAGGAGCGGAAGAACCCAAUGGCGCUCUAUAUCCUGAAGGACAAGCUUCCACCACGCCCAGGCUAUUUCCUGUCACAAGACCUACUUAUGGGCUUCAGAACCCUUCCUCUGUGCUCUGCUCACAGGCAAUGCAAUAGCCUCAUUCAUCACGACCAGGACUCCUCUGAACCGGAUGAGAACCCCGCUACAGAGCCUCGGAGCACCACAGAGCCUGGCCCACCCGGCUACUCCGUGUCACCGCCUGUGCCGGGCCGUUCUCCGGGUCUGCCCAUCCGCUCAGCCCGCCGCUACCCGCGCUCCCCAGCGCUAUCUCCAGCCACCGGCCGGACGCACACUUCACCGCCGCGAGCCCCGAGCUCGCCCAGCCGCUCACGCAGCGCCUCGCAUACACUGCGGACUGCGGGCGUGCACAAAAUCCGCGAGCAAGACGAAGCUGGGCAGGUGGAGAUCAGUGCCUGAGCUGCCUUGGGAGCCCGCUCCGGUUGCCCACGUUCUGCUGUCCGCAGCAGGGGGGAGCCUGAGAAGCCCCUGUGCCACUGGCCUGGAGCGAGGGAGAGAUCGUGGCCUGAUCCCCGUUUAGGGUGCCCACGUGUGUGAGCUUGCACAAAUGGGUGGAGCGCUGAUCUCGGUGUUAAACCCUGUUGCAUGUGUGCUGGGUUUACUGGCUGUGUUCUCAGUGGGUAUGAGCUGUGCCCUCUUAGGACUACAUAGAUUAUUAAAUGUCCGACCCAAUCCUCUAAAGGGUUUUAUGGAAACUAACAUCUGUAAUUUUAUCCAGUGAGAUCAUCCUAUGCAUCCCCCUGGGGUGCAUAGGAUGCUUCCAAUCCACCUCCCAACCCUCAUGCCUCCGAUCCCUAAUGUCUGCGGUACUCCCCCCCACCCCCAGCCCAAAUUAGGGUCCACUUACCCACAGUGCUGGCUCCUGGGUGGACAGGACCUAUUCUGACCACAGAGAAGUCAUUGUCUUAAAGGACCUAUUCUGUACACCUGGUUCCCCAUCCCUCCAGAGUGUGAGGUGAACUCCACGUGCAUUCCUAGGACCAUAGGACUAAGCAGGGACAACAUAGCAGGCCUCCAGUGCUUGGUGGCCUCCAAUGGCUUCCUCAGAAGCAUGCCAUACGGAUCUUUCUCCCUGUCGUUGUUCAUGAGAAGGUGGGCGGGCUUGUGCCUAUAGAGCAAUGGUUCUCAACCUAAAGGUCAAAACCCCUUUGAGGGAGGGUGUCACAUGUCAGAUAUUGACAUUACAAUUCAUAACAGUAACAAAAUUACAGUUAUGAUGUAGCAACAAAAUAAUUGUAUAGUUGGAGGUCAGCACAACAUGAGGAACUGUAUUAAAGGGUCGCAGCGUUAGGAAGGUUGAGGACCACUGCUGUGGAGCUUGCAUACCCACUCACCACUGACCUAGAGAGUUGCAUCUGGCAAAGACCUGAUGUUAACCGUUCACAUGCUUCUUUCUUCCUUUCUUACAAAACGAGGCUUUCAAUCAUCCUCAGGACGGUUGUGGGGGCUUCCUGGAGCUUCAAGGAAAUAAGAUUCCACUCUCCAGAGAAACAUGGAAAGAAGAAGAAGCUUAGUGCUCCCCAAAAUGUCAGGGCAGCCAUGGCCCACCCCAAUCCUCCUGCUUUCCACCAGCCAUGGAGCCUGCUCUGUAAUCUGUAUCAUCAGAAGACUAAGGGCAGGGCCACUCCCGGGCCACCACCUCUUUGGGCAUGUUGGAAGAAAGAAAACAACCUACUGUGUGAAGACAGAAAGCGCACAUGGCCGAAAGACAAGAAGGUCCCGGAUGUUCUGCCCUCUCUUACCUAAUGCCCCCAAGGACCUUGUGUCCCUUGUCCCUCCUCAACACCUAAACUUCAGCUCUGCCUCUGCAUCACUCCAUGAGCAACUCCCAAGGCCCUAUAUUCAUCACCUCUACACCAGAACACACUUUGCUCCAGCCCUGCAGGCACCAAGAUUUCUGCCUUGCCUGCACGCCCUCACCUCACCUGCGAGUCUCUCAGCUCUCCAUUCUGAUGAUCUCCCUGCUCCUGGAGCAGGCUUGACUGUCUGUCUGUAGCAGGCUUGACUGUCUGCAGCAGGCUUGACUGUCUGCAGCAGGCUUGACUGUCUGUAGCAGGCUUGACUGUCUGUAGCAGGCUUGACUGUCUGCAGCUCUCCUAGCUUAGCCAGAACCCACAAUCCACUAACCUUCCCAGCUGCCUCACCCACCAUCAAAUAGUGAGCGUAGGUGACAGUACAGGCAGGUUAGGAGAUGUAAGACCUGGAGGACUACCUUGGUCAGCUUUGAGAUACAGGGUUGAGAUGAGAACAUGUCAUAUCCUGGUGCUGUAUCCCGGCAGGGCUGGCUUCCCAGGCUCAAGCCAAUUUUGCCUUAAAUCGGGGGUAAGUAAGGAAGUUUUUUUUUUAAUUUUUGUUUUGCUUUGUUUUGAUCUUCAUCUUUGUAUUACUAGCAUCUGGCAGGGUGCGUAGCAUACCCUGGAUGCUCAAUAAACUUUUGAUGAAAUGAAAAAACUUUAUCUCCACGUAUGCAAACUGAACAAGUGAAUAACCUAAAUGUAUAAGUUAUUCCCUUUUUCUCUUAACCUUCUUUCACUUUCUUUCCAAAUUGCAAAUCAUCCAUUCCCAAACCAUCACAUUCAUCAGUUAGUCAGUCAGUCAUGUGUUCUCUUAGUUACUAAACAAAUAUUUACCUGUUUACCGCUGACUAUAUCCCAGAUACAUGAUAAAGGUAUUGUGUCAUGACUUCUAUCCAGAAAAAAAAUCUCACAGAGGAAGACAGUAAGUGAACAGAAUAUUACAAUACAGUGUGUAAGAGAAAUAACAGAAGUAGAUAUAAUAUAAGGUACUCAAAGAACACACAUCAGGUUUUACAGGGGAUAGGAGGACAUAUUCCAAGUGGGAGAAGCAUGAACAAAAGUCUUGGAGGGCAACACGGGGGAUCCAGGGUACUGAGCCACUGAAGUUGAUGGCAUUAUUUUAGGAGACUGUGCAGAGCAGAAAGUGAGGAAAGCUCAAGACAGGUCUCUGGAACCUCAGACACUGUAUCUUGUGGAGUUGGGUUGAAAGGAUCUCACAAAGAAGGCUAAAAAGGCAUUAGAAUUGUAUUGGAAAACUGUGCUUAGCCCACUGGUGAGGUAAGAAGAGUUAAGCUUGAGACUCUUAGAUUAGGUUGAUGUCUUAGAAAAGGUCUCCCUGCUGAUAGUGUACAAGACACUUGCAGAUGAAACUGCUGAUCUCCUGAGGAGAAAGCCCUUUAAAUUUUCUGAUACUAAAACCAAUCAAAGAUGAGUUAAGAGAUGUGGUGACACAUGCCUGUAAUCUCAGCACCUGGGAUGCUGAUGAAGAGGAGUCCCGAGUUUCAGGUCAGCCUGGGCUACACAGUGAAGUCCCGUCUCAGGCAGCAGGAAGAAUUAACAACAACAACAACAACAAAGAGGUCAAUAAAUAACAAGGAAACAAAUCACCAUGGAUGAGAGACAAUUUAAGAUGCAAAUGAUUCAAACCUGCAAAGUCGUAAGGUGUUGGGAUUAUUGGAUUCAAAGCAAUGAUAGAAUGCUUGGAGGAACAGAAGACAGCAGUGAGCAGCCCAGGUUACAUGAGAACAUGUCUCAAAAAGAGCAAACCAACGACACCAACAAAAGGUGGUCAAAAGAGUUAACUGGCACAUUAAACAAGUCUGAAGAGAUGGAUAGCUAAUUUGAAUAUAUGUCUGAUACUAUUCAGACAGAAAGACAUGAAGAUGAAAAUAUGAAAAAGAUUAAGGGAUGUGUCAUGUAGACUGAAAAUGUGGUGCAUUUAAUCCAGACCUCAAUGGAGAGAAUGGAAGGGAAACCAUUAAUCUUUUUAAAGAUUUAUUUCACUUCCUAUUGUAUGUAUGUAUGGAUAUGUGCAUGUAAGUGCAGGUGCCCUUGGAGGCUAGCGGUGUCACGUCCCUUGGAGCUGGAGUUACAGGUGGCUGUGAGCUGCCUAACAAGAAUCCUGGGAGCCCAACUUGGGUCCCCUGCAAGAGGAGUAUACACUUCUAACUGCUGAGCUGUCUCAGCAGCUCCAGGAAGCAAUUUUUUUUUUCCUUUUCAGAGACAGGGCCUCACUGUGUUGCCCUAGCUGACCUGAAACUCUCCAUGUAGACCAGGCUAGCCUCAAAGUCAAAGAGAUCUGCCUUCUUCAGUCUCAUGAGUACUAAGAUUAAAUGCUUGGCUCACCACAGGCAGCCUGGAAAGCCAUUAUUUUAAAGGUCAGUAACUAGAGGGUUUUUUUUUAAUGUUUUCCUUUAUUUUUAUUUUAUGUGUAUGGGUGCUUUGCCAGCAUGCAUAUCAUCUGUAUACCACAUGCAUGCAAUCCCCUCAGAGGCCAGAAGAUCCCCUGAACUGGGGACACAGAUGAUGGGGACUGCCACACAGGCGUCAGGAGUCAAACUCGGAUCCUCCGGAAGAGCAGCCAGUGCUCUUAACCACUGAGCCACCUCUCCAGUUCUGGAUGUUUUCUAAAACCGAUAAGUACACAAAAAGAUUAGCAAAACAAGAAAUGGGAAAAAAUGAUCAUGUGUGAAAAAUUGGUAGUAAAAAUAGAGUUUGUCAAAGACAAAGUGAACAUUUUAAAGGCAGAGAGAGAAAAAUGAAAACCAUUAGGAAGUAGAGCAAUUCUUUUCAAGAGGAGAGCAAAAUAACCACCAAGAAUAUUUUGCCUAAUAAAACAGACUUUUUUCUUUC